Ichthyophthirius multifiliis is the source of this 1206-nucleotide messenger RNA. RefSeq lists its product as hypothetical. The record is from RefSeq and is a predicted model, not a curated record. The transcript is spliced from 2 exons. NCBI's taxonomy places the organism in Eukaryota, Ciliophora, Oligohymenophorea, Hymenostomatida.
AUGAACUAAUAUAUCCUGACCUUUAUUACAUAAAUCCAAAAGAUAUAAAUAUAGGAAUUUUCCUAAAUCCAUAACAUAAAAGUGAAUCUUAAAAAAUAAUCUAAAUAACAAUUCAUUUAAACCGAAAAUCUUCCUUCUGUAAAUAAAUUUGACUUUCCAACAGAAAAAAUAGCUUUAAGAAAAGUUUAUUUAUGCCUUUGGGACGACAAAAAGUAAUAAUUUAUAGGAAAUGUUUCACGUUUAAAUUGUAACAUUAAAGACCAGAAUGAAAGAAAAUGGUUUUUUGUAGAAAAUGAAGUUUUUAUUAAAUAUGAAGAACAAAGCGAAAAUCAAAAAAACAGCAUUUUUCUUUGCGCUGAAUUCGUUUUUCAUUUCUAUAAAAAUGAAAAAAAGGAAGAUUUAGAAAUUUCUAUUGGUCAUAUAUUAAUUCCAUUUAGCAAUUUAGAAAAUGAAAAUAAAAAAAACUAAUAAAUAACGACUUCAACUAUUUAACUUUUCGCAUAAACACCAUCAAAUUAAUAAAAAAUAAUAUUACAAGAAAACUCAAAAAAAAAUAUGAAAAAAGGUGCAGGUUGGUGCUGUGGAUUAUCAUUGAAAAGCAAGUUAUAAUAAAGCUUAAUUAAUUAUUAAUUAAAUUAUAUAAAUGAAACUAAUGAUUAUAAUAUUCUACCUCGAAUUAUCUUGUUUAAAAAAAAUUAAGUUUCUUUAAUAAAAGCCUAUAGACAAUAUUUCGCCUAUAGAAGUCUUGAAAAAGGAACUAUAAAUUAUAAUUUAAGCUAAGACUAAGUUUUUUUAACUUUUUAAAAAGCUUUUGAUUGCCCUCAUAUUGAAUAUACUUUGUGUUUGUUUUGGGAAAAUGAGGUGAAUAAAAGUUUUGGGGAAUUUAAUUUGGAUAAAUUGUGUGAAUCUUUUAAUUUGUGUAUGAAUUUUAUUUAACUUCUUCUCAGUAAUGUUAAAUAUUAAUUUGACAAAAAAGAUCCAGCUUAAAGCAAUUAUUGUAAUAAAAUAUUAAUUAAAUAAAGAAAUGAUUUAUUAGAUAUUACUCUUGAAGAAAUUAGAGUUUAAAUAUUUAAUAAAUAAGGAAAUGUAUAAAAUAGAAGAUUCUCGUAAUUUAGAAAACCUUUCAAUAACCAUUUUGAUUAAGACUUAGAAGAAGAUUAAGAAGACGAAUUUAUGGUUCAAUAGUAUUUUAGUAAAAGACAAUGA